This is a messenger RNA of Trichoplusia ni (cabbage looper), 4642 nucleotides long. It is a transcript of the gene Gdap2, whose product is annotated as protein GDAP2 homolog. The coding region runs from base 186 to 1655 and encodes 489 amino acids. Lineage: Eukaryota; Metazoa; Arthropoda; Insecta; Lepidoptera; Noctuidae. The record is from RefSeq and is a predicted model, not a curated record. The transcript is spliced from 12 exons.
UGUUGGUCGGUCAUACCGAGCGGUCGCGUCACCUGUGUGUAAUAGUUUAAUACAGUUUUAAACAAAAGCGUGUCAAUAAACUUUAGUUGUUCCCCUGUGAGUGAGACAGUGAUAUUGUUUGUUUCCAAGGUUCCGUGUACUUUGUCACCCUGGAUUUCAAUUUUGAUGAGCCCGUGGUGUGCGUGAUGCGCGCGCCGGCCGGUGGCGCGGGCGUGUCGUGCGCGGGAGUGCCGCGCUGGUCGCACAGCGCGCCCGCGCACCACGCCGUCUACGACCACACGCCGCCACAUGCGCAUCCCGUCUUCCUGCAUGACGACCACAUUAACAGUCGGUUUGCUAUAUGGCAAGGUGACAUAUCGUCGUUGGAGGUGGACGUGAUCACGAACACGACGGACGAGACGCUGACGGAGUGCAACGCGGUGAACGAGCGCAUCCUCCAGGCGGCCGGGCCCGAGCUCAAGGAGGAGAUCAUCACUAGAGGAUAUGAGUGCCGCACGGGUGAAGUAGUGCUGACCCCUGGGUUCGGGCUGCGAUGCCGCCACAUUAUCCACACAGUCAGCCCGAAGUACGUCGCCAAGUACCACACCGCGGCCGACACCUCGCUCCACAACUGCUACAGGAACGUGCUCUGCAAGGCGAGUGAGAUUGGCGCGCGUUCCCUGGCGCUGUGCGUCAUCAGCGCGCCGCACAAGCAGUUCCCACCAGACCUGGCCGCGCAUGUAGCAUUACGCACGAUCCGGCGCCACCUGGAGCAGCAGCGGCUGCCGGCGCUGGUGGUGCUGUCGUCGUCGUGCGGGCCGGACGUGGCGCUGCUGAGCGCGCUGGCGCCGCUGUACUUCCCGCGCAGCGCGCGCGAGGCCGACGCGGCGCGCUGGCGCCUGCCCGCCGACCUGCCGGGCCUCGCACCCAGCGACCGCCGGAUACGCAUCAUACACAACCCGCACUCCCAUAACUCUGAUACCGCCGAAGACGACACAUCGACAUACGACGAGGAGGCGGCUGUUGAAGCGGCGGCGGCGUUCGCCCGCGCAUGCGCACCGGACACGCAGCGCCUGCUCGCGCCCGCCAGCGCGCGCGUGCCCUACGAGAGGAGACCGCGCAUCGACAACACUGACCAAUAUGAGCGUCUCCUACGUCGUGCUCGUACAGAAGACCUGAGCGAGAUCUCUGGCAUCGGAUGCCUGUACCAGAGCGGAGUCGACCGCCUCGGCAGGCCCGUCGUCGUCUUCAUCGGCAAGUGGUUCCCUAUUGGAGAAAUCGAUUUAGAUAAGGCUCUUCUGUACCUGAUCAAGCUGUUGGACCCCAUCGUGCGCGGUGACUACGUCAUAGCUUACUUCCACACACUCGCCUCUUCCGCUAACCACCCUCCUUUCUGGUGGCUCAAGGAGGUCUACACCGUGCUGCCUUACAAAUUUAAGAAGAACCUGAAAGCAUUCUACAUUGUUCAUCCUACAUUUUGGACAAAGAUGAUGACGUGGUGGUUCACGACGUUCAUGGCGCCGGCCAUCAAGGCGAAGGUACACAAUUUGCCGGGCGUCGAGUACCUGUACUCCGUCAUGGCGCGCGACCAGCUCGACGUGCCCGCCUUCGUCACUGAGUAUGACAUGACGAUAAACGGUCUGCAUUACUUCCAACCGGACACGAGCAACACGUAAGCCGCGCCGCACCCUUGUGUAGCUGUACGUCGUGAUUGUUAUAGCAUGUCCGCGGCCGUUGCCAGCAUCUCCUUAUGAAUGUACCACGCUUUACUAGAACUUAUAUAGAACGAUCAUAGUGAGUCACGCUUAUAGCUGGGUUGACAGCUUCAAGCAAUGUUAGAAAACUUACAACUUACAAGUUUCAAAUAUUACUUGAAACUGCCAAGCGUUUGUAUAGGUAUAGAUGUCGUGAUUUUUACAGUUAUUCCUCAAAAGCGUGCGCCGGCUUCGUAUAACUAGUUACAUUAAUUAAUAUUAUUAAACAAAAAGCCGGCGGUAAAAAAUUUGCUUAAAUUUAAUAAUCGAUUCGUAGGAUUUCACAAAGAAAUGCUGGCAACAUUACAAUUCGAAUUCGAGUGAACGUUUUUAACGGAUAAACGCGAAUGUAUUCGAUUUUUAAAAGGCCCUUGUUAUAGUCUUUUAUGGAGUUUUUAUUCAAUGUUCUGUAGAAUCGGAAAACGAAUCUCGUUGACCAAAAUAUGUAGAAAAAAGAUAGAAUGGUUGUUGAAAAUUGAAGGAUUAAAUACAUGAGAGAAAGUUAAGAAAAUAUUUGUUGUUACUAAUGUAAAUUUCAGAUUCCUAUCAGUGACAUAUCAGAAAACUGUUGGGUCCAGGAUGGUCGUAGAAUUUAGAUGUUAGUUUGCGCCAAAAAUAUGGCGAGUGAUGUGAAAAUGUUAAAUUUCUAAAUAUAAAUUAAACUUCGCUGACCAAAAGAUUGUAAAAAUAACUGUAACAUUUUCGAACAUUGAAUAAAAACUCUAUAAGAAGAGGUUAAAUUGUUGAGAAUAUAUCUUGUAAUCUAGUAUUAGCGGUGCAUUUUUAUAUUAUUUAAUUAUAAUAUUAAUUGUAAGAGAUAUUAUCGACCGUUAGAUGUUCUGUCUGUAUUUUAACUCUUGCAACCCCGAUUUUCUAUACCACCUGUAUGGUACCUACUUAGAAUGUAUAUUUUUGUCUGUGUAUUAUGUUGUUAAGGACGUUGCUAUUUCUAGUUUAAUUAUAUUAAAAUUAUAUUUUCAUAAAAUAAUGAAAUAAACCGACAUUUUAUUGAUGUAUAACCUUUCUACUUAAAUGUAUCUUGAUGCUUACUUGCUUUGGGUGACUUCUGCAUGAAGAGAACGAUUUUCAGAAUAACACUAAAAAGUUUUAAUCAAUAUGUGGCUUGGCUUGGUAAUGAACAUCUCGACUUUAUUUAGAAAGAGAGAGAAUAUCGUUGGAUGACAAUGAGAGCCCGAUACCUUGUUCUAUCUCUUUCUCUUGAGGGUAUACUUCCACUUGUAUUAAUGGAGCUUGUUUAAUAUUAGGGGUGUCAACUGUUUAUAGUUUUAAAUUCGAAUUCAAUGUAGUAAUUCUCCGUUUCUGACGUAGAUAUUUUCGUUCACAGGACACAGCCCCCAUUUACUGUAACUUUACUGUUCAAGUGACAGGGUAUUCGUUUAGCGAGUAGCAAAGAAACUUUAUUUUUGAAUUUAAAAGAAGUCAUGUAGAUUCGGAAUCAUUUAGAAAGUUACAUAAAACGGCGCCCAUUCUGUAACAUUAGAAAACAAUUAAUUUUUACAUAAAGGUGCUUAAUAAUUUUUGCAUAGAGAUUUUUAUUUUUUACAUACAUAGUUUUAAAUAGGCUUAUAAAAGAUACAUAUUGUUAGAUUAUUGUAAAUAUGUAUGCUGUUGAAAUUUUUUGCGAAAUCAUUCACUCAUCUCGCACUACGGUAAUGUAGAUUUUUAUAUUACAUUGUAUGAGAAAGUGCGUUUGUAUCAUCGGAUACGUUUUGAAGUGUAUAAUUCAUUGGCACUUUUAAAAUAUUUCGUAGAUAUGUGUCAAAAAUCUACAGAUAGAAUAGGUAGAUAGCAGCUUUGGAACACUGCCUAAAAUUUAAAUUCAAGUAUUAUUAAAGUUGCUGCAACUGCCUAAAUUGUGUAAAAAUAUGUAAGGGAAAGGAAGGUGUGUUAUAUUAUAAUGUCAUUACGACCGCACUUUCUCAGACCGGAUCGAGAGCCAUCAGUGUUGGAGUCGUGGGCUUGCCACGUAAUUAUUUAAAUAAAAGCUGUCCCAACAGCCCCUUUACGUGUUUGUAGGGUUUUGAACUGCACGAAUGUUAGAAGUUGUUGGCAUAGCCCUUAUAGUGUUGCCAACGUUGAUAAAUACACUGCCACUCGCAAGUAGCGGCAUAGCGACACGCCUCGCGAUGUAUUAUAGUGUUCACGAAGACGUAGCCUUUGAAUAUAACAACUUGUAAAAUAUUUUUAUAAUUAAAAACAUUUUUACAGCAGGUUACUCGUUCCACGAAACAUUUGUUAGAUUUGUGAGGAGUAGUUCGGGUCGUGUUACUGUAGUAGAUUUGCCAAUUACCUCAUAUUUAUAAUAAUGUUCUUCUAUAUUGUUAAAUAUGCUGUUGUUAAAUUUAAAUAGGAACAAAUGUAACAUUUAUAAAUAAAUAUUUAUAUAUCACGUAGUUUGGAUGUGGCAAAGUUGAGUUUCGUGGAACAGCUUUUUUCAUUUGUAAAACUAUUGUGCCACCAUAUUUCAAUCAAUUUUUAAAUAAUAGUGUCCGGUAGACUGUGGUCCUUGUCUGAGAGACCAGUAAUGCGGUAGGGAUAUUUAUCUCUAAUAUCUGAUUCAUAAAGUAUUAUUGUAAGUAAAGCUACCGCACUGCGCAAUGGACCUUGGGAAACGACUGAUUUGCGCGGAUCGGGCAUGGAUGUGCUGGUGUGAAUCUUAAUGUAUGUUGGGAAAUAAAUAAAACGUUGCAAUUUUUAAUACAGUUAUAUUUGUAAGUGAUCUUUCUGAAGAAAUAUUUUAGUCUUCAAUAUUAAUCAAUGAUUAUAUAAAGCAAUGUAGACGGUGUGUUAUUGAUGUAGUUGUAUUUAAUAUGCGAUGAAGAGAAAUUGUUUUUGCCAAGUUUCGCUAGAUGGCGCUAGUACAUGGUUUGGGGUUACUACAUUAAUCU